This is a messenger RNA of Salarias fasciatus (jewelled blenny), 1408 nucleotides long. RefSeq names its product HD domain containing 3 (gene hddc3). The coding region runs from base 45 to 584 and encodes 179 amino acids. The record is from RefSeq and is a predicted model, not a curated record. Gene Ontology annotation, molecular function: guanosine-3',5'-bis(diphosphate) 3'-diphosphatase activity. The transcript is spliced from 4 exons. NCBI's taxonomy places the organism in Eukaryota, Metazoa, Chordata, Actinopteri, Blenniiformes, Blenniidae.
GGCAGACGGACCUCUGUGCACCAGGAAGAAAACUGUUUUCAAACAUGACAUCUGAGGCUAUCGUUCUGUUAGAAACAGUCAAUUUCGCCGCGGAAAAACACCGAAACCAGCGGCGAAAAGACCCAGAAGGAACACCGUAUAUCAACCAUCCGAUCGGAGUAGCAAGAAUCCUCAGUCAUGAGGGAGGAAUCACUGACAUUGAGGUUUUGCAAGCUGCUUUGCUCCAUGACACAGUGGAGGACACGGACACCACUCAUGCAGAGCUUGAAGCCAAAUUUGGGCCAGUCGUUGCCCGCAUAGUUCAGGAAGUAACAGACGACAAGAGUCUGCCAAAGCAAGAGAGGAAGCGCCUGCAGGUGGAACAUGCGCCUCACUGCAGCCACCAAGCCAAGCUGGUCAAACUGGCUGAUAAGCUUUACAACCUGAGAGACCUGAACCGCAGCACACCUGCUGGCUGGACAGCUGAGCGGGUGCAGGAGUAUUUUGUCUGGGCCUCUCAGGUGGUCAAAGGCCUGAGAGGAACGAACUCAGUUCUGGAGGAGAAACUGGAGGAGCUGUUCAAACAGAGAGGACUCCAACUCUGAUCACAUGGACACAAAACACUGAGGAGAAGAGACUUAAUACAUGACAAGUACACAACUUUUUCAUACACUACUCACAAAAAAUUCACAUUUUGACAUGAUGAGAGCAAGAUAACACCUAACUAUUGAUCGACAGUACCUCGCCGUUGCACGACUUUCAACAGGAUGUCCUCAGACGGAAGUAGCCACUGAGCUCAGUGAGAUCAGCAAGUUGCAGCAGAGAUAAACAGACAGCAAGAGAAAUGGACGUCCUUGGGUCAUCUACACUGAUGUGGCCCAUUAUGAACAGUGCAGACCGUUAGAAACCAGUUACAUCAGCGUGGUCUGCCAGCUAGAACACCAGCAAGGGUAUGUUGAGCACGCCACCAGGCAGGCUUCAUCAUCCUUCAUGCGCCAUGGAGCAUUUACACUACCAGUGGGCCUCAGUGCUGUUCCCUGAUGAAAGUUGAUUUAUGUUGAGCCAAAAUGCAACUGGUGAUGUUACAGUGUGUGCAGAUGUGUCUCUUCAGUUACAGAACUGCCUCACAUUUUGUGAAUGGUUCGAUGACAAGAACAUUCUGUCUGAAUAACUUCAUGAACCCAGCCAUUGUGUAUCUGCAUAAUCGACACAGGCCUAAUUUCAUCUUCAUGGAAGACAAUGCUCCAGCUCCUUGAGGUGGCCUCAUUUGGGAACAGCUGUUGGAGACUGCAGUAUCUCAGCUUGAAUCAUCAUGAUGUAUCACCGGAGCAUGAAUGUUCUACAUUUUUCAUAAAUUUCAAACAAAUGCCAAAUAUCUAUAACAUUUUGUGACUAGUGUAUGUCCAUUUUUAAAAUAAAUCACAUUUAA